Acanthochromis polyacanthus (spiny chromis) is the source of this 2480-nucleotide messenger RNA. RefSeq names its product multicilin. Bases 1056 to 2129 code for a protein of 357 amino acids. NCBI's taxonomy places the organism in Eukaryota, Metazoa, Chordata, Actinopteri, Pomacentridae. Gene Ontology annotation, cellular component: nucleus. Gene Ontology annotation, biological process: negative regulation of DNA replication; negative regulation of cell cycle. The transcript is spliced from 7 exons. The record is from RefSeq and is a predicted model, not a curated record.
AUAUAAGAAUCAUGAAAUCUGACAAAAAAAAGCAGCAAAAUUCUGUCCGUGUUGGAAACGUUAUUGAAUUUCAAAGGCACAACAGAGAAGUCUACUGCUGAGUUGAAUGAAAGCUCUAUUUGACUGCUGAAAAGUGGACUAGACAAACCCAUUCAAGCAGCAGAUAGCACUUCGUUUUAACAGAUAUAAAUCUAAUAAACCACUCUACUGUGCUGUAAAUGUGAGGCUGGAUAGCAGCAAAUGAUUCUUUGCAGCCUAUUGUGCUUGUUUGCUUGAAGGUCAGUAUAUAAGAACGGUUUCUGUUUACCGUUGGCUGUAUUAUUUGUAGCCGACCUGUGCCAACACAGUCUGGCCCAUUGAGUGUCUUUAUCUGAUAAUCCAUUACGCGUGGCAGCUCGACCUGCUGACACAGUGUCGACCACACAGGUGCAUUCAGCGUUAAGUAGACUUGCUUUUGUUUGUUUACUAAUUGAGGCAUUUGUCACGCGAGUGUUUACUGGGCUGUCUGCUGUAAUUGCCCUUUUCCUUUUCCACUUGGCUUGAAAUGUUGCAACAAGUCUUGGUCUAGUUGAAGUCGAUAUUUUACGCACAGUUGGAUAGAAAUUACGCACGGGCUUCUCUGGCCACACAUUCACUAACAGAUUAAUUUAUUGACAACAAUAAAAACAUGUAAUAAUAAAUAAGAAAAUUCAAAAGUCUUGUGUCAUUUGAAAGAAAUAAAGCUAGAUUUGGAGAGUUUAUAUGAGUAUGAGCCUGCGCAACUUCCAUCGCUCACUCUCUCACGUAGGGGGUAUUUGGUCGCAGGUUGGAGGGAGGGCACCUGCUGCAAUGGCGCCCUUACGCGCGGUACCACUUCUACACUUCAGACCAAAACCGUUAGUCUGCACCAAUUUAAUCUCCCAGGACGCUGUCACUCCCUGGAGACCGAGUAAGUGCAUCUGAUUGGGUCAGAAGUAUGAAACCGCGGCAGAGAGAGACACAGACCGGGAGAAUGUCGACUAUAUCAGCUCUAAAUCAAACCAUGCCCCGUCAGUUCUGCAAACAGAACCGAACUGAUGGAGAUGCAAAUAGACAGAAGAGCGUUUGGGGCUAUUUGUCCCAACCAGAGGGGGCAACGGGGGAGGAGAGCUGCAGGAAACAAUAAACGUGCAGUGUUGGUGCCAAGAAGCAGCAGUCCAGUCACUGUGUACGUUGAGCUCCCCUGCAUCAUUGAACAAGCUUUUUCAACAAUCGCAUGGAAUGAUUUGGAAGACUGUGCGUCUGUGGUGAGACAGGAGAGAAACUCCCUCUGCUCUCAGGUGAAUGAGUCUAAUGCAGAUGACCAAGACUUUGGAGAUUAUGCCUUGGAUUUCAUUGCAGAUUCUCCUACCACGCUGGAGAGCAGUCUGUCUCCAGCUGAUCUGGUACCAUUUCAGGGAUGUGUCAUACCUCCGCUCACCCCUCAGCGGGACUUCUCUCCAGAGGUCAGUCUGGUGGAUUCCUCCACAGAAAAAGGCAACCUGAUCACUCAGGAUGGAGCUUCCUGGAAGGACAUGGCACAGUGUCACGGCAGGGCAUUGGGACAUUCCAUAGCAGUCAACAAACAGCUCCAUGAAACUCUGAACAGGCAGCAGGAGGAGACUGACUCCCUCGAGGAGAGGAACAUUCACCUCAGGCAGCUGGUCAGCAGAGCAAAACACCUGGCAUCAGUGCUGGAAAAGCUGAUGACAGUUAGAGACCUCAGUGUCAGAGAACCAGUGAUGCCUCGCAGUGAUAAAACCUCACUGAGUCCCUGUAAGCGUCAGCGAAUGGACGAAGGUUAUGAAACAGAGUGCUCUGACUCAGUGGAGGACAUGCUGAGGGACGUCAGCACUCGCUGCAAUGCUUUUCUGCACAGCAGCGCUACAGGAACAAGACUGCAGCAGGAAUUAGAGACUGUACGGAUGUUUGGAGCAUUCUCAGGCCUGCAGACAUCCAAAGGCAGCAGCGUGACUAUUGAUGGAGAAGAUGCUGAAAGUGUGUCCUCUUUCAGAGCCUCUGUUAGGGAACACGGCACCGUCAGGACUCAGGUUUUUCCUCAUGGACAUGCUUUUACCUCCAGGACUCAGCAAGGUGGAUACCGCUUCCGCUGGGUUCCCAAAUACAGCUGAAUUCAAAGAUUAGCGUGUAAAGCUGGAGCUGUUCUGAUUAGUGAUCUGAAGGAGCCCUGAGUCUGUACAAGACUGGGAGGAAGUGUGGGUGGGCAUCAGCUGUUAAUGCUUAACCGAUAAUCUAUAGUGAUAUCUGUAAAUGAUUCAAUGAUGUCUUCCUCAGGUAGCUUGUAAGCUAAUCUGUCAGAAGUGGCGCUCGACAAAGGAAAUGACACUGCCCACGCUGUUGUUUACAUUGUGUUUCUGUUUACAUGUGUCUAUAUUUUUGCAUCUCACUACACAUGUUUGUACUGGAAAAUAUCAAUUUUUUUUUUUGAAAAUUUGGAAAUAAAAGAAUUUUAAGAAGUAUAA